AUGGUGGAAAUGAGGAAAUCUGGAGUUAUGAGACCUGAUUCCGAAUCGGCGUCGAAGUGCCGUGACGAGCUUCCGGUGAAGAUGGAGAUCGCAGAGGAUGAUUUAGAAGAAGCGCAUGGUCCUCUCAGCAAGCGAUCUAGGUUAUGGAGCUCUGAGACUAGCUCGUCGUCAAUGGCAACGCCGGCAAAGUAUAACCCGCUUGAUGAACCGAGUCCUCUUGGAUUAAGCCUUAGGAAGAGUCCUUCCUUGUUGGAUUUGAUUCAGAUGAGGCUUACGCAGAAAGCCGCCGAUGCAGUUGGUGGUGGCUCUGGUGUUAAGAAAGAAAGUAAAUGCAUCACUGCUGCUGCUGCUGCAUCAGCUGGAGGGACGUUAGCGCCUGGGAGUAUUGAGAAGCUUAAAGCUUCCAACUUUCCCGCCACUGUUUUAAAGAUUGGGAACUGGGAGUACAAAUCAAGGUAUGAAGGUGAUUUGGUGGCGAAGUGUUACUUUGCAAAACAUAAACUUGUUUGGGAAGUGUUGGAACAAGGUCUUAAGAGCAAAAUUGAGAUUCAGUGGUCGGAUAUUUGGGAUUUAAAGGCAAACUGUCCUGAGGAUGGACCUGGGACAUUGACUCUCGUGCUUGCUAGGCAGCCUUUGUUUUUCCGGGAAACAAACCCACAGCCUAGGAAACAUACUUUGUGGCAAGCAACAUCGGAUUUUACUGAUGGCCAAGCCAGCAUGUACAGGCAGCAUUUUCUGCAAUGUGCUCAAGGGAUAAUGAACAAACAUUUCGAAAAGCUUGUUCAGUGUGAUCAUCGCCUGUACCAUCUUAGCCGUGAGCCAGAGAUAAAAAUGGACUCUCCCUACUUUGAUGCACGGCCAUCUAUCUUUGAGGAUCCAAGUGAACCAAAGGGAUAUCCUUAUGGGAAUAUGAAUCUUAGCACAGGUCCUUCAAUAUCUGGGGCUCAGAAUUUAGCAUCUCCCGUUGGGGCGCAGUCAUCUUCUGAACAUAUGUAUCUGUCUCAUGAAGCACCAUCCCCCAGCUCAGUGAUAGAUGCUCGCGGAAAUGAAGGAAUUGGAGGUGUUGAAGCGGUCAACUCAAGAAACACAACAGAUUGUGGUCAGGUCGGAGCUCCCGGACUACGCCAAUCUAUGUCACUGAGCGAUUUCCUUGCAGUUCUUUGUGAUUCAGACAACACAACGAAUCAGGUUGAAGAUGCAGCUGGAUUACAACCAUCUAUGUCAGUGAGUGAUUUCGUUGCAUUAUUAUCAACUGAUUCGAGUCAGAUAAAAGUACCUGGACUACAACAAUCUAUAUCGGUGAGCGAUUUCGUUGGAUUUCUCUCUGAUUCUGCUGGUGGUAAUCAUCCGGAACAUCUGGAGAAAUUUGAGAGCUUGAAACAGCAGCUGCUAAGUGAUAAUAUCCAGUUCGAUACACCAGAUGAGAAGUCUCUCAUGCCAAGGGUUAAUUCUUUAUUCAACCUCCUGUACAAGGAUCCCAACGUCGCUGCAAACUCACAGCUCAAUACUGAGGUCUCAGUUGGAUUGAAGUCUGAACUCAAUCAUCUGAAUGGGACAGUGUCUGCCAACAACAACAACAGAGUUCUUGAUCCAGCUUCCAGCAGCAAACCACAGGGUAUGUUAAGGAAAGACUCGUACAGCGAUUUGUUCUCACAGCUUCCCCGAAUCACAUCCUUGCCAAAGUUCUUGUUCAACAUUUCAGAAGAAGAUGGUAAAUAG
This is a messenger RNA of Eruca vesicaria subsp. sativa (arugula), 1719 nucleotides long. NCBI's taxonomy places the organism in Eukaryota, Viridiplantae, Streptophyta, Magnoliopsida, Brassicales, Brassicaceae. The record is from the annotation of a GenBank genome assembly.